Polypterus senegalus (gray bichir) is the source of this 1216-nucleotide messenger RNA. Its product is annotated as E3 SUMO-protein ligase ZBED1-like. Gene Ontology annotation, molecular function: protein dimerization activity. The record is from RefSeq and is a predicted model, not a curated record. Bases 250 to 1080 code for a protein of 276 amino acids. Lineage: Eukaryota; Metazoa; Chordata; Cladistia; Polypteriformes; Polypteridae. The transcript has 3 exons.
AUUAGGGCAGCAUCUGUGAAUAACUGGCCGAGGCUACACUGCUUUGGUCACAGACUUCAUUUAGCCAUCGAGAAUGCCAUGAAGGAUCCAAGAAUUGACCGGGCUGUGGGGCUCUGUAAAAGGUUGGUGAGCUCCUUCUCUUACAGCUGGAAGCGGAAGAGAGAGUUUUUAGCUGCACAAAAGGACAUGAAACUCCCAGAGCACUCACUGAAAAUAGAGUGUACAACAAGGUGGGGAUCACGUUAGGCCAUGAUAGAGAGAAUCAUCGAGCAGCAAAAGGCCAUUGCACAUGUCCUGUCCUCUGACAAGAAGUCUCGUCAUCUUAUCCCAACAUGGCAGGACAUGGAUGUACUAGAGGCAAUCAACAAAUCCUUGCACCCUCUAGUUAAUUUUACAGAUGCACUGUCUGGCAAGAAGUACGUCAGCGUGUCAUUUGUUAAGCCAGUUCUUCAUCUUUUCAACACAUCAAUCUUAAAAGUUAAGGAUGAUGAUACUGACCUGUCAAGAGCAAUCAAGUCUAAAAUUUUGGAGUACCUAAACGAAAAAUACAGUGACCCAGACAUCCAAGCUCUAAUGGACAUGGCAUCUACGGUGGAUCCACGAUUUAAGAUGAGCUACACGGCCGAGGACAACAAAACAACAAUUCAAUCCAGACUCAAAGCUGAGAUGCAGACUUUGGCAAUGAUGGUGCCACCCCAAGAAACAGCACAAGAGACCAGCGAGGAGGAUGCUGAAGCUGGAUGUGCCCCAAAGAAAAAGAUGACUUUAGGAAGCUACUUUAAAACUGCUGAACAAGCCUUGCCACCUAACAACCAGAAAUCCAGUGUAGCCAGUGAGCUGGAAUCUUACUUGCAGUCAAUCUACCUGGAUAGUGAGGGGGACCCAUUAAAAUGGUGGAAAGAACAUGAAAAGAUCUACCCAAGGCUUUCAAAAGUGGCAAAAACAUACUUGUGCAUACCAGCCACAAGCUCUCCUUCAGAGAGGGCUUUUAGUUCCGGUGGAAAUGUAGUUACUUGCUUGCGGUCUUCCCUAAAGCCCGAUCAAGUUGACAGGCUUGUGUUCUUAGCCAAAAAUCUGUAACAUGUUGUAAAAAUGUUUUAUUCUUAUUUGAUUUUAUUACAAGUUGAUGUAAAAGAGGCAGUUUAAUUUUAUUUAUUUACCACAGCUAAGAAAAACUCUCCAUUCUAAACAUGUUCGGUUUGUUUAUUUUUCUUUA